Messenger RNA from Fusarium vanettenii 77-13-4, 663 nucleotides. RefSeq lists its product as uncharacterized. The record is from RefSeq and is a predicted model, not a curated record. Bases 1 to 663 code for a protein of 220 amino acids. Lineage: Eukaryota; Fungi; Ascomycota; Sordariomycetes; Hypocreales; Nectriaceae. The transcript has 2 exons.
AUGUCAUCCCAACCAAGCUCCUCCAAGCCUGAGGGAGUUUCCAAGUGUCGAUACACCACGUCGGCCCUUUCCAAGGGUACCGCAACCUUGCAAGAGGGGAUCACUCGAGGAACAAUGGCGGACGACGAAAACAACAAGACGCAGGCUGAAGAAGAUCGCCUUCUGAUGCCACCUCCCCCUCGGCCCGCCGCUCGUCAAACCCGAUCCUCUCCCCAGAAAGGGUCUCCCCAGAAAGGGUCUCCUCGAAAGACUACCGAAUUUACCAUGACACUUCGAUCUCAAAAGAAGAAGAACAAGAACAAGGACAAGCCCGGGUCUGUCGCUGCCUCUACCGACACCACCACCGGCACCGACGCCACGGAGGCCAACGACAACGCCGACAGCGAGAAGCCAGAGGAUGGCACCAAGGAGUCAGAGGACGACACCAAGGAGCAGGAGGAUGACCUUCCUCCCAUCAAACCCCUCACCGAGCAGGAACGUCUGCUUCUUCCUGGCAUCCGCAUCAACGACCCAGUGCCCGACCCCACCUGGCUCUUUGAGACCAUGACCCCCGAGGAGGCAGAGCUCUGGCGCGAGUUGGCGCCUCAGGCGGGUGAUCGUAUGUUGACUGUCGACGAGGUUGACAAGCUUUGCGAUGAGUUUUACAAAGAGUCGCGAGAGUAA